Messenger RNA from Condylostylus longicornis, 4728 nucleotides. It is a transcript of the gene retn, whose product is annotated as protein dead ringer. NCBI's taxonomy places the organism in Eukaryota, Metazoa, Arthropoda, Insecta, Diptera, Dolichopodidae. Gene Ontology annotation, biological process: regulation of transcription by RNA polymerase II. Gene Ontology annotation, molecular function: DNA binding. The coding region runs from base 887 to 3511 and encodes 874 amino acids. The record is from RefSeq and is a predicted model, not a curated record. The transcript has 11 exons. Gene Ontology annotation, cellular component: nucleus.
AAAUAAAGUCUUGUGUCCAUACACACACAUAAUAAACAUACACUAUGAGUAAUUAUGCAUGUGUGCAAUAAUAUUUAUUUUCUUUUAUUGGUGUUAUACACCGUGUUUGACUAAUAAAUGGAAAAGAUCCAAUCGAGGAAUUCGUUAAAAUUUUUUUGAGCAUUUAUUCGCUUUAAAUAUUCCAAAAAGAUAACGGUGCGCGGAUAUACGACAAAAAAAAAAUUGUUUUUUUUUGCUCAUUUUUCGUCGAAUUUGUUACAAAAAGUGUUUAUCUCUUAACUGUAAAUAAAUAAUUUAACAUGAAAAUUUUUUUCUGAAUUUUUCUUAUAUAUAAAAACAAUAAUAAUAAUAAAAAUUACAAUAAAUAAAUCUACGUACAAUUAUUAUGUUUGGUGAUUAUUUUAUUAAACAGUUAUAUUUUUGUUUUAACUUAAGAUGAAGUUUGAUUAAGGAAGUACUGUUUUAAGUGAAUUAAACUUUUAUAACAUUUGUUCUUUCCAAUUAUAAAAAUACUUUAAAAUUUUUACCUAAUAUGCGCGCUUAGCUACAUACAUAUACAUAUAUGUACAUCAAUGCUAAUUAAACGUGGCUGCGUUUUACAAUUGUUACUUCGUAUAAUAGGCUACUGGUUGCAAAUAAUUAAAGGAUUUUAAUUAAAUAUUUAUUUUCAUACAAAAAAAAAAUAACAAACAAAUUAAAAAAGAAAUUAUUUAUUUAAAAAAUUUAAUUAUUUUUUACAAAAAAAUGAUAAUAAUGUUUAAAAAUAAAUCAUUAGAUUAAUUAAUUAAAUAAAUAAUAUAUAAAAAAAUAGCUAAAAUAAGUGAAAAUAUUAAAAGUGUUGGAUACGCAAAAGUCACAUGAGGAUCAUUCUGAACAUGAUGAUGAUAUGAGAGAUAUCGAUUUAACAGAAGAGAGCGGUCAUCAUAUAAAUCAUAAAUCAAAGAUGUCAUCGUCAUCAAUUGAUUAUACAAAUUGUACUAAUUCUAAUUUAAAUACAAGGGGUGAUGGUGGUAGUAGUGGUGGUGGUGGUGGUAAUAGUGCAAUGAUUGGUUUAGGAACAAAUAAUAUUAGAAGUCCUUUACAAAAUACAGAUAUACCUUUAGGUCAUCCCCAUCAUCCACAAUUUCCAUCAAAUCAUCCAUUAGGGGCUUUAUCAAAUUUUAUGGGUAUAACUGGUUUACACAAUUUACCAAAUUUACCAAAUGGCGAUGUUUUAGAGAAACUUAAAAUGCAAGUUAGGGAUAUGAAAGUUGGUUUAAUGGAUCAGGAUUAUUCACCGCACGGAUUUUCACAUCAAAGUUUAGCAACACCACCAAAUACAGCUUUUGCAUUACCAACACCAAAUUUAGGUAGUUUUGGCCAUCAUUCACAAAGUCUAUCACAUCAAUCUCAGUCAUCAUCCUCUUCAUUGUCACAUCAACAAUCCCAAUCGAGUUCACAUCAAAAUAAUUCACAUUCAAUAUCGAAUGGUUAUCCUUUUACUUCACCAAAUGCACCUUGUACAAAAGAUGCAAACCCAGCAUCGAAUUCUUCUACAUCCAGUGAAGCAUCAAAUUCUUCACAACAAAAUAACGGCUGGAGCUUUGAAGAACAGUACAAGCAAGUGAGACAGCUCUAUGAGAUCAAUGAUGAUCCAAAACGAAAGGAAUUUUUAGAUGACUUGUUUUCGUUCAUGCAAAAACGAGGAACACCUAUAAAUCGUCUUCCAAUUAUGGCUAAAUCUGUUUUAGAUUUAUAUGAAUUAUACAAUUUAGUAAUAGCACGAGGUGGUUUAGUUGAUGUGAUAAAUAAAAAAUUGUGGCAAGAAAUAAUUAAAGGCUUACAUUUACCAUCUAGUAUAACAAGCGCAGCAUUUACUUUAAGAACACAAUAUAUGAAAUAUUUAUAUCCAUAUGAAUGUGAAAAAAAGAAUUUAAGUACGCCAGCUGAAUUACAAGCAGCUAUAGAUGGAAAUAGAAGAGAAGGACGUCGCUCAAGUUAUGGACAAUUUGAAGCAAUGCAUACCCAACUACAAAUGCCUCAAAUGCCACGUCCAAAUGUAAGUUCUGGUAUGCAACAAAUGUCACCAUUAGCUUUAGUAACACAUGCUAAUCAACAAACAGCAGCUGCAGCAGCAGCAGCGGCUGCACAUCAUCGUUUAAUGGCACCACCUUUGGGUCAAAUGCCAAAUAUUGUAACGCAUGAAUUAGAACAAAGAAUGAUGGAAUAUUUAAAAUUAUUCCAACAAAAAGAAGCACGUCGUUCGCAAAGUCCAGAAAUUACACCACGUGAAGCAUUAAAUGCAUUGGAAAUGUCUCGUGUAGCUUUAUGGUCAAUGUACCAUAAUAAUACAAGCCCACCAUCAUCAGUUAAUGCCUCACCAGUAGAACCACAACGUGAAGCACUAAACCUUUCUGAUUCACCACCAAAUAUUACAAUGAAACGUGAACGUGAAAAUUCGGAACCACCACAUUCCGAUAGAGAAGACUUUAACCAACAUCCACCUAUGAAAAAAUCAAUUUCAACUAGUUUACAUGACUUACCAACUCAACAACAGCAACAACAACAACACCAACAUCAAUUACACCAACAGCAAACGAAUGAAAAUCUACAACACCAUCAAAGGCAUAAAAAUAGAAAUGAAAAUCAUUUUGAUGAUGAUGAUGAUGAAGACCAUGAAAUUGAACGCCAUCAAAUGGAACAUGAUGAAGAUGAUGAAAAUAAUGAUGAUAUUAGAAUGCAUCAUAGUAAUUUAGCUGAUACAAAUUUAAGUGGUAAUGAAAAUGGACGUUUAAAUGGACAUGUGAAUACGAUAAAAAAGUCACCAUCAUUAUCACCUUCAAAGCAAUUACAUAAUGGACACCAACAAAAUGAUGACUUCUCGUUAAUGUCAGGAAUGCAAUUUAAAAUUACUCGGAAAGAAAAUAGUGCCAACGGUGAACAACAACUUGUUGUCAAUCUUGAUUUAAACGGUUUGCAAUAUGAAGGUAUUCUAUUCGCAAAAGUACCAUCACCAACUCUAUCACUUUCAAACACAUUAAGAAUUCCAUCAACAAAAACUUCAAACUUAAUGUUAACUUCAGGGAUAUCACCAAUAAAAUCCAACACAUUGAGUGUAUCGACAACAUCAACUGUAUUAACUGCAACUACAGGAAAUUCGCAAAUGUUAAUAUCACCUAAUAAUAAUAAUAAUAACAACAAUAUAACAUCAAAUAUAACAAAUACAAUGUCACCACCACCAUCGACAAUUAAUAUAUCAAAUCGGUCGAUUCAAUCAAAUUCGGAUGAAAUUGCAAAUGGUGGCGGUAGUUGUAGUGGUACAGAAAAUUGUAAUAGCGGUGAUAUAGGUGUUAAUAUUGAUGAUACUGUAAGUACAGAUGAUGAUAAUUGUAAGGAUACAAAUUCAUUUAAUGAUUCAUCAAUAAUGGCACAAACAGCAGCAACAACAACAGCAGCAACUUCAUCACCAACAACACCAACAAAAACAUUAGAAGACAGACUUCAUUCAAUUGUAUCGUCACAAAUAAAUUGAGAUACAAUAUUAUGACAUCUUUAGAACUGUAAUUUUAUAUAGUUUAUUACAACAUAAAAAUUAAAAAAAAAAUAAAAUAAAAAAUAUUCAAAAUAAAUAAAAAUACAAAAAAAAAUAUUAUAAAUAACGGAAUGACGGAUAGUAGAAUAUUAAAAGUUAAGAAGCUUUUUAAUAUCGUAAAAACUUCUUAACACAAAUUUACACAACUCUUUUUAUCACACUAAUAGUAUCCUUAAUUAUUUAUAUUAAAUUUGAUUUUUAUAUACACAUAUACAUAUGAGCUUAAAGGUAUUUAAGGAUUUUAGCAAUUUAUUUUCUCAUUUCACAUACACAUACAAAGCUUUCAUGAAAAUAAUUUCUUACAUGAUUAAAUUAAUUUCUUAGAAUUUAAGUAGGUGCAACAAUUUUUCACAGAAAUAAAAAAAAUUACUUAAAAAACCAAUGUACUAAAUAAAAUAUUUUAAGAAUAAAUUAAUUUUUUAAAUGGAUUAUGUACAAAUUUUCAAAUAUGACAAACAAAUCUCGUUUCUUUUAACUUAAUUAUUCAAAAAAAAAAAAUAAUUAUUUUAAAAAGUUAAUUUUAGUAUUAAUUAGAAUUACAAUAUUAAAUGAAAUUGUAAAAAAGGAACUACUAAACAGCCAUAAUUGAUGUAUAAGUGGACCUGAUAAGAUUUUGUUUUUUUUUUUUUUCAAGAAAUUUUAGCAAAAAAUGCGAUGGUUUCAUUUUAAUUAAUUUUGCAUUGAUUUAAAUAUUUAAUUAAAAAAUUAAUAUCGAAUAUGAAAUUCGAGUGAAAGUUAAAAUAGGAAAAGAAUUUACUCUGUUUUCAAAGAAAAGCGUGCGUAGAUUCAAUUGUAAAUCAAAUAUAUUUUGGUUGCAAGCGAAUUUAGUCUUGUUUUAUUAUAAAACAAGAUUUCAGGAAAGACAUCUUUUUUCAGUUAUUACUUAACUCAACCUACUGAAUUUUUAUUCGAUAACUAAUACCUGUAAUUUUACAUAAUAAUGUAAAAUUAGUUCACCAUAAGUUUGUAGAAAAACUUUCAACUUGAAAAGAUUUUCUAUUUGCCAUAUACGCAAAAAUCUAUCUUGUUUUCGAAAUUUUUACGGUAUCUUGCAGAAAUUUAUUAAUUUUAAGCUUUUGUUCCAAAAUAUGUAAAAUUAAUUUCUUUAAAUUGAUUAAGCAAUAUAAAAAGUUUUAUUGUUAUAAAAUUUCUUCAUU